GCGAGGCGCAUGCGCAGCGCCGGCCGGGCGGCCAUUGUCACAGGAGCUGGGAAAGAGAGACUGGGAUUUGUGGAGGAGGGGGUGCAAUCCCAGACUGCUUCCCCCGGUAGAGAUGAUGAAGAGAAAGCUGUGGCCCCGGUGAGGCUGGGACAGUAAGAGGAUGCUUACCUGUGUCCGGGAGCCAGUUCGACAGGAGCUGACUGCAGCGGCGAUGGGGGUUUCUGCUGCUCCUGGCCAGCAGGAGGCACCGGACAUGGCUGAGGCAGUCCCUGAGCAGCCUGGGGAGUUGCUGGUUGCUGGAACCGGGGAAGAGGAGGAGGUGUACAUCUGCUCGGUGUGUGGGCGCGGUGUGACCGGGGCGUCGCCAUUCUCCUUGCACCAGAGGGUCCACGCCAGCCACUGCUGUACCACCUGUGGCAAGGGUUUCAGCCGCUCAUCCAACUUAGCCCGGCACUGCCGCACACACGCCCUCCAGCCAGCGCAUGGCUGCCCAUGCUGUGGCAAAUGUUUCCGCCAGGCGUCCGACCUCCGGCGGCACCGGCUGGUGCACACCGGGGAGCGCUGGCACCGGUGUGGCGAGUGUGGCAAGUCCUUCACCCAGUCAUCCAACCUGGCACGGCACAGGCGCAUCCACACCGGGGAGCGGCCCUUCCGGUGCCCGCUCUGCGGCAAGGACUUCAACCGGAUGUCCAGCCUGGAGCAGCACCAGCGUGUCCACACUGGCGAGAGGCCCUUUCGGUGCCUGCUCUGCGGCAAAGGCUUCAACCAGUCCUCCAAUCUCUCCCGGCACCGGCACAUCCACCGCCGGCAUUGGGCGUGUCAUCACCGCCGGCGCUGGGCCCUCGGCCCACCCGACCAGGACACUCUGCCAUGAGAACAUACCACCAAAACCAACACUCGCCAGAACCAACACCAAUGCCGAGCCCCCAUCAGAACUGACACACACUCUGAGCCCUCACCAGAACCAAAACUAACUCCAAGCCCCCACCAGAACCAGCACAAUCACCGAGCCCCCACCAGAACCAACACCGAGCACCCACC
Chiloscyllium plagiosum (whitespotted bambooshark) is the source of this 1041-nucleotide messenger RNA. RefSeq lists its product as uncharacterized. Lineage: Eukaryota; Metazoa; Chordata; Chondrichthyes; Orectolobiformes; Hemiscylliidae. Gene Ontology annotation, biological process: regulation of transcription by RNA polymerase II. Gene Ontology annotation, molecular function: DNA-binding transcription factor activity, RNA polymerase II-specific; RNA polymerase II cis-regulatory region sequence-specific DNA binding. The record is from RefSeq and is a predicted model, not a curated record.